Messenger RNA from Elgaria multicarinata webbii, 2204 nucleotides. RefSeq names its product receptor associated protein of the synapse (gene RAPSN). Gene Ontology annotation, cellular component: plasma membrane; neuromuscular junction. Gene Ontology annotation, molecular function: protein-membrane adaptor activity; acetylcholine receptor binding. The record is from RefSeq and is a predicted model, not a curated record. NCBI's taxonomy places the organism in Eukaryota, Metazoa, Chordata, Lepidosauria, Squamata, Anguidae. Gene Ontology annotation, biological process: synaptic transmission, cholinergic; positive regulation of neuromuscular synaptic transmission. Bases 361 to 1614 code for a protein of 417 amino acids. The transcript is spliced from 8 exons.
GGGAGGGGCCAUUCCAAUUGGAUUUCACUCCAGCCACUUAGGGUUUUCCUUUCUUUCAAUUGCUGUACUUCUUUUUAUCUUUCUAUUCUUUGUUCAUGAAUUUGGAUUGUUUAGAAAAUGCUGAUAGGACAGCAGUCCACAAGAUGCUAGCCUAGAAGGUUAGGAUGGUUGCCCUAAUACCUUGGUGGCCUUACUUGCCAUCUCCUAUUGACAUUCCUUCAGUCUGGAUCGUCUUGAGGCUCCCGAGGCCCUGAAAUUCCGAACUAUGCAAUCCAUCCUCCUCUUUUAGUUCCGACUUGGUUUCAAUUUUUUUUUGAUCCAGCCACUCCCUGCGUGCUUGCUGUCCUGAUAGGUUGGUAUAUGAAGCUCUCAAGCACAAAGGAGAUGGGUCAGGACCAGACAAAGCAGCAGAUAGAAAAAGGACUCCAACUUUAUCAAUCCAACCAGACAGAAAAGGCCCUUCAAGUUUGGUUGAGGGUUUUGGAAAAGAGCACAGAUGCUGCUGGCAGGUUUCGAGUUCUGGGAUGUCUCAUCACUGCUCACUCGGAGAUGGGCAGGUACAAAGAUAUGCUGAAGUUUGCAGUUGUGCAGAUUGACACAGCCCGGGAGCUGGAGGACCCUGACUACCUUACAGAGAGCUACCUGAAUCUGGCACGGAGCAAUGAGAAGCUCUGUGAAUUCCAAAAAACCAUCUCCUAUUGUAAGACCUGUCUGAACAUGCAAGGCACCACAGUGAGCCUGCAACUGAAUGGCCAAGUCAGCCUCAGCAUGGGCAAUGCCUACCUUGGCCUCAGUAUCUUCCAGAAAGCUCUGGAGUGUUUUGAGAAAGCCCUGCGCUAUGCACACAACAAUGAUGACAAGAUGCUCGAAUGUCGUGUCUGUUGCAGCUUAGGAAAUUUCUACACCCACCUAAAGGACUACGAGAAAGCUCUGUUCUUCCCAUGCAAGGCAGCUGAGCUGGUGAACGAUUAUGGAAAGGGUUGGAGUCUGAAGUACCGUGCAAUGAGCCAGUUCUAUAUGGCCGUGGCCUAUCGCAACCUGGGACGCUUGGCGGAUGCUAUGGAGUGCUGCGAGGAGUCUAUGAAGAUUGCUCUUCAGCAUGGAGAUCGCCCUUUGCAGGCACAAUGCCUGCUCUGCUUUGCUGAUAUUCACCGCAGCCGUGCAGAUGUACAGACAGCUUUCCCCCGCUACGAUUCCUCAAUGAGCAUCAUGACAGAGAUUGGAAACCGGCUGGGACAGAUUCAGGUGCUGCUGGGUGUGGCCAAGUGCUGGUUAAUUCAGAAGGAACUGGACAAGGCACUAGAAAGCAUUGAGAAGGCUCAUGAGCUGGCAGAGGGACUAGGCCACAAGCUUGGUCUGCUGAAGAUUCACUGCUUGUGCGAAGCGAUCUAUCGCACAAAGGGGCAGCAGCGGGAGCUUCGCAACCAUGUGGUGAAAUUUCACGAAUGUGUUGAAGAAAUGGAGCUGUACUGCGGCAUGUGCGGCGAAUCCAUUGGAGACAAAAACCACCAGCUCCAGGCAUUGCCCUGUUCGCAUGUCUUCCACUUAAAGUGCCUCCAUACACAAGGUUGCCCCAAUUGCCGGCGCUCAUCAGUUAAACCUGGAUUUGUGUGAUCUGCUGAAUCCAUGAUUUAAGACAGUUCAGUUGACAGGCUCCAAAAAGCAGACCACUGGAGCAUUUCCGGUACACGAUACGGAGAGGGGGAAUCUGCUGUGUAUAGGCAGAAUAUCUCCUGCAGAAUGGAUGCAACAUGUGGGCCUAGAUCUCUACUACGAUGUUCCACACAUCUGAAUUGUGGAUGCCUACCAGGAGUUCUCUGGCAUCUCCUUCCACAAAGGCAGAUAACCACAACCGAUAUGUCACCUCUGCUCCUUCAAGGGAGUUGCUCAGUGUGGCCUCCCAUGAUCCCAGUCCUCUCAUUCUCAUGCUCUGCUACUUCUGGGUAGCUUCCAUCUGGGCCAGUUCCGCCACUCGCAGCCCACACCUUGUUUUUAUUCAUUUCUCAUGAGAAACAAAAUGAUCAUGACAACAAGAUGCUGUUUUCGUGGACUGACACAGCACUGUUUCCUUGUAGCUAUGGAGAGGCAGCAACCCUUUUCUUUAUAUUGCUGUAAGUUGCUUCCCCGGCACACAACCUUGUCAAGUUAAUCUGAAGACAUCGAUCUAUAGGCUGAUAUGACUUUAUUGAUUCCAGUAUAAAUAG